AUGGGCGAAGCCAAGCAGGUAGCUUUAGUAGUCGGUGCCUCGAGAGGCAUAGGUCGACAAAUCGCCAUUGACCUCGCGAAGAAUGGUUAUGCAGUCGUCGUUGCUGCAAAGACCAUAAGCGACGCAUCCAAGGCCAACCAUUUCCCACCGAAUCCCAACUCAAAUGAUUCAACCAUCAGCACGGUAGCCCGUGAAAUUCACGAGGCCGGCGGCGACGCAACGCCCAUCGCCGUCGACGUCCGAGACCAAGACAGCGUCACACGGCUCAUCGAACAGACGAUCAAGAUCUACGCCCGCCUGGACGUCCUUGUCUACAACUCGGGCGCAAUCUGGUGGGCCUUGGUUGAAGACACGCCCCCCACACGCUUCCAGCUCAUGCAACGCGUGAACCCAGAGGGCCUUUACCUGACCCUCCACGCCGCGCUCCCGCACCUCAAGCGCGAGCGGCGCGGCCGCGUUGUUGUAGUCAGCCCGCCCAUCUACAGCCGCUUCUUCCGGGGCAAGACGGCCUACGCCAUGGGUAAAGUCGGCAUGAGCGUCUUAACCAAGGGCCUGUCAAUGGACCUCGUCCGGCAAGGGUUAGACGACAUGGCCAUUACGAGUAUCUGGCCCGCCGUGGCCAUCGAAUCCGCAGCAACCCAAAAAUUCCAAGCCGCAAACGCAGACGAAUCAAAGGACCUGCGCAAGCCCACAAUCUUCUCCGACGCCAUCCUCGAGAUCCUGCGCGCGCCCGCGGCAAAAGUCAACGGCGAGCUCGUCCUCGACGAAGACUUCUUGCGGGACCACGCCGGCGUCACGGACUUUUCAAAGUACUCUCUCGUUCCCGGAGCCGAGCCACGGAGAAUCAUGCCCGCGGAACUGCCCGAUCUGCGCGUCAAGGAGCAGGACGACGAGGGGAAGAGAUAUGAUAGCGCCAAAGCUAAGCUUUGA
Molecule: messenger RNA, 930 nt
Organism: Colletotrichum abscissum
Lineage: Eukaryota; Fungi; Ascomycota; Sordariomycetes; Glomerellales; Glomerellaceae
Product: short chain dehydrogenase
Exons: 4
Coding region: 1-930 (309 amino acids)
Molecular function (GO): oxidoreductase activity
Source: RefSeq, a predicted model, not a curated record